This is a messenger RNA of Triticum urartu, 4526 nucleotides long. RefSeq lists its product as uncharacterized. Gene Ontology annotation, molecular function: protein dimerization activity; DNA-binding transcription factor activity. NCBI's taxonomy places the organism in Eukaryota, Viridiplantae, Streptophyta, Magnoliopsida, Poales, Poaceae. Gene Ontology annotation, biological process: regulation of DNA-templated transcription. Gene Ontology annotation, cellular component: nucleus. The record is from RefSeq and is a predicted model, not a curated record.
UUUCAUCAACAAAUCUUGAAAUAGGACUCAGGUUGUGUUUAUUAUUAUGGUAAGUGUGUAUUGUUACCAUAAUUAUGAGCAUAAAUGGCAUUUAGAAAGUUGUGAAGUACAUGAAGCUCACCUGGUGGCUUUCUUAGUAGCAAGAAUGGACUGUUUUCUUAGCAAGAACGGAAUAUUACUCAUAUCACGUUGGUUUUAAACACUUGGAAGUUGUGUACGCUGACUUACUGGUGGCAUUUUGAGUUACAACCUUAAAUAUAUAUUGAUGUCAAGUUAUCCUCGUUUUAUGUUGUAUUCUAUAAGUCAAUAGCACUACUGUUCAUGUAUUAUGCAAUGCUGUCAGGUACAUCUCAGUAGAGGGCUAUUCUUAGGUCAGUGCAAAUGUAGGUUUCCUUUCGGGCUAUCUAGUGUACUUUUAGCUCACAAUGAACAGAUGGAAGAUUUAACACUGUUGGCAUUUAGCUCUGUUUUUUCAUUUAAUAUCACUAAAUGUACCUAACAUCAUGCUUUUCAAAGAUUGUUCCCGGCAACCAAGAAAUUGCUAGUCAUUGCACAUAUAGUAUGAUCAACCAGUUGAUUGUAGUUGUAUUACUUAUAUCGAGCUGCCUUGUUUUCCAGUGAACUAUAGUUACCAUAACUUUGUAUUUCUUUUAUAGAAAUAUGACCUGUUUUUUCAUCUAAUGAAGUGGUCUUCUGCAUGAUUCUAUCACUGAGUACCUGUAAUAUUUGGUUCCAUGAUGCCCUUCUGCAUGAUUCUAUCACUGAGUGAUUUUAGAAAGUUAGAGCUUAAUAUAUGAGUGAAGUUCGCUAUGAUACAAUUUCUGUGAAUUGCUUCUGGUAAAAUGCUUCCAAAUGCACUAAUCAGCUAUACUACAGAUGCAACACACAUAGUCGAGCAGUUUAAUUUCUGGAGGAUGAUAUGUAGAGGAGAAUAUAUAUAUAGGCCUUUAGCUCAAAAUAAACAGAUGAAAAUUUCAACACUGAUCACUAAAUGUACUGCAGGUUGUCUUUUAGCUUUGGUUUUUAUUUAUAUCACCAAGUGUAUCUAAUAUCAUGGCUUUCAGAGGUUGUUCACUACAACUGAGAAGUUGCUACUCAUUCAACAUAUUAUUUGUUAAUAUGAUCAACCAGUUUAUUGUAAUUGUAUCACUUUUCUAGCUGCCUUUUUAUAUAUAACCUGUUUUUUUAUCUUUUUUUUUGCGGGUGCUGUUUUUUUUAUCUUACUGGUCUUCAAUUGUCUUUCUUACUGGUCUUCAAUUGUCUUUGUUAAGGUUCAUGUAAUGUUUGGUUCUGUGAUGCCUUUCUGCAUGAUUCUAUCACCUGCAGUAUUUUAGAAUGCUGGGGCUUAAUAGUUAGGACUAGAGUGAGCUAUCAUACCAUUUCCUUGAACUGCUUCUGGUAAAAUGCUUCCAAAUGAGCCAGCUAAUCAGGUAUACUACAGAUGCAAGGCAUAUUAGAGUUUUAAUUCUUGAGGAUGAUAUAUGGAGGAGAAUAUGCAUAGAGGCCUCUCGGUGAUGAUAUGAUCAGCAAGAGGGUUUUUUCCUCUUGAUUGAUGGUGUUACAGGGUGAAAACCUCCACUUUGAAGCUGCAGAGUGCAGAUUUAUUCUUGGUAUCCAUAAGCUUACUCUGCAGAGUAUCCAUUUGUCUGAAUUUUGGAGGUAUUUUCUGAGCUCCACUCCUAGUCGAAAGCUGGUCAAUGAAACUAUGAGACUCUGAUGCUGUGUGCCCAUCAUCAUUUGCUUAGACCUGUAAAGCAUCUCAGUAAUCCAUGUUUUCCCGCGGCCUAUGAUGGGUCGAGUGAACCACGGAGCUGCCGUGCUGCUCCUCCUGCAUUGCAGGGACCAAAGAUUGCCCUAAUUUUCUAAGCGAGCUUUUCAUUGACCACAGGGGGAAGAAAGGAUAACCUUUCCGGUGCAGGCGUGCAUCUUCCCGGCUUUGCCCACACAUGUCCUGUUGACGAUUGGCCCGGUUCAUCUUGAUGGUAACGUUUUUAAACCAUGUGAUAUCUGUCAUGAGAUUUACUACUCCUACACCUUUGGGCACCGGGGCUGUGAGCCACCGUUGCUGGUCGCAGUACUCAAAUGGCAGCCGUACGGAUCAGUCCCGGUGCCCGAGAAAGGCCUCGUCUUUCUGCUCUUUGCUUGUGGUUUGGUGCACUGAAAAGAAUGUGGGGGGAGGGAGGGCAUGGGAAAUAGUUUACAAAACCAGCUGGGCCAAAGCAUUGCGGUGUUUUACUGCCAGGAGAUCUUGGCUAUGUGUAUCAUGUCAUGCAGAGGCUCGGUAUUGGCUCAGUGCGGUAGUAUCAGCCUCCUUUUUUGUCUCAAAAAAAGUCUGUCAUAUGCAUAGCAUUUGUGUGGGUGGGAAUCAGAAAUUUAUCACUCACUACAAACAAAAGAAUUUUGUCAGUCUUGUUUCCUUACGUGGAAAAGCUAGUUAAAUUUGUGCCAGUGCUAAAUAUUAAUUUAACCCUUUAAUUCUUACGAAUGCGUUGCUGAACCUGACAUGAAACCUCGAGUGUUGUCAUGUUCUUCGUUUGUGUUUGGCUACACAUUCAGGUUGCCCCAAUACAUCGCCUGUGCCCGACUAGUUUUCCGUAUCCAUCUUCAGUUAUCUUGGGAACAAGAGUAGCAGGAAAGCCGGAUGUGUGCCGCACAAGCGACAGCGGGCCUCUACAGGAUUCCAGAGAGUGAGAACAAGAAUCCAAUUCUCUGCCAACACACGCCCCUGCCAGGAUGCUCUGCCCUGCCCUGCCCUGCACCCGCAGGCCUUCAACUUUUUGACUGUAUUAUUCCACGUCCAGCCCAGCUUCCCUCCCCACACCCGCACCCGCUGCCGCCCAACAACUCAAACAACAGCAGCAGUAGAGUAGAGAGGUGGCCGCAAAUGCACACCAGCACCAAUAUUGAUUGAUUCCAAGACGACUUCAAGUGAACUGAACCGCUAGCUACAUCCACGUACAUGGACACCGCCCCCUUUCAGCUUUGCCGGUGCUCCCAUCUUGCCACCAUUGUUGCAUUGUACAGCACAGCAGCUAGUGCUUGUUGGGGCAGGGUAUGCAACUAGUCCUGUACAGAGACGGGAAGUACUUCCACUAUUGCUUGUACUGCAGCGGGGCGUCAUCAUAAAACAAGGGCGCUGUGUGUGAAGCCGGUGGAAGAAACAGUUCGUGGUGGCGCCCUUCUCCCCUUUUAUUAUCUUCCCUCCACAUGUCCGCACGCCGCCACUACUACUGCAUGGUGAACACUGUUCAUUAUGCCAUAGGCUGGUGAGACUGUGAGGGUGACUGCAGGCAGCGCUGGUGAUCGAAAGAAGAGGAGGAGCAGGGGAAGCAGCGGCAGCUCUCGCCUCCUUGCUGAUGUAUUCCCCUCCCUGCUCUGCUGCUGGAAGCAACGGCGAGCGGAGCUUCGCGGCCGGAGCCAACCCGCUUGCUUUGCUCGAUCAUGCCAUGGAUUUCGACGAGCACGUCCUUUUUCCUAUGCACAAUGCAGGGAUGCAAGAUGGAGUUCAGUUCUACAAUCCUACUGCUGGUGGUAGUGGUACUGAGCUGAGUAGAAACAUGAGCAUGGAGAAGGGUUUGAAAGGCGGUAAAAGGAAGGGCUCCGGCGAGGGCAGUUCGACGAUGCAUUCACAACAGGAGGAAACCGGUGGCAUGUCUCAGAGAGAGGUCAGCAUGGAGCGCGCUGGCGAGAAGGAAGGUGAUGCUGCUAGCAACAGAGAGGACUACGUGCAUAUCCGGGCGAAGCGCGGCCAGGCGACCAACAACCACAGCCUUGCAGAAAGGUUUCGGAGGGAGAAGAUCAACGAGAGGAUGAAGCAUCUACAAGACCUCGUCCCAGGCUGCAACAAGAUUACAGGCAAGGCCAUGAUGCUCGACGAGAUCAUAAACUAUGUGCAGUCCCUGCAGCGGCAGGUCGAGUUCCUCUCGAUGAAGCUCUCGGCGGUCAGCCCCGAGCUGAACUGCGAUCUCGACCUCCAAGACAUCCUUUGCCCGCAGGACGCCCGCUCCGCGUUUCCGGGAUACGGCCAGCGAUUGGGCAGCGUUCAUCCUAACAGCAAUAUGUACAGGGCGUCGCAGCCGGGCCUCUCGCGUCCUGAACUAUACGGGAACGGGAUCAUCAUCCCAAACCCGGCAAAUGUUCAUAUGGCGAGAGCGGCUCAGCAGCUGUCUGCUUUUCCCCAGAGGAGCAUCGUUUGGGACGAGGAACUUGGCAAUGUUGGUCCGGCUGCCUUCCCGUCGGACGUCGUCGGCGCCAGUAGCUUAGAGAACUCCGAGUCGAUGAAGGUGGAGUAGCUAGCCAGCAAGCUGACGGUUAACCAUGUGCAGAGGCUGCACAGAUCUCCUCGGGCUUUAGCGAGUUUAACUGCUGUCGUUGAGAGGACGAUUCUCUAAGCGUGCGUGUGUGUGACUUUUGUACAGUUUGACUAAGCAGACGGAUGAAAAGCUUGUGGUCCGCUGUGAUGUGCCAUCUCUGCCUGGACUGAAAUUAUUAGUGGUAAUAAUGAUUGGGUUUCAUGAGUUGAUCUA